This is a messenger RNA of Amaranthus tricolor (Joseph's coat), 794 nucleotides long. Its product is annotated as 40S ribosomal protein S14-2. Bases 157 to 609 code for a protein of 150 amino acids. The transcript is spliced from 6 exons. Gene Ontology annotation, cellular component: cytosolic small ribosomal subunit; ribosome. The record is from RefSeq and is a predicted model, not a curated record. Gene Ontology annotation, molecular function: small ribosomal subunit rRNA binding; mRNA 5'-UTR binding; structural constituent of ribosome. Lineage: Eukaryota; Viridiplantae; Streptophyta; Magnoliopsida; Caryophyllales; Amaranthaceae. Gene Ontology annotation, biological process: translation; maturation of SSU-rRNA from tricistronic rRNA transcript (SSU-rRNA, 5.8S rRNA, LSU-rRNA); ribosomal small subunit assembly.
UAUGGCCCUAUCUAAUACCCAACUUAAUAAAACCCUAGCUAUUUAAAUGAAGCAGACAACAAGAAGUUCUUCCCUAUUUCAAUGUUCUACGGUUCUCAGCUCUUUGCAUAAACCCUAAUUUUGAUUUUACUUCCGAUCUAUCGCCUGCAAUAAGAAAUGUCGAGGAGAAAGACCAGAGAGCCGAAGGAAGAAACCGUCACUCUAGGCCCUGCUGUUAGGGAGGGUGAACACGUUUUUGGUGUUGCACACAUUUUCGCUUCUUUCAAUGAUACUUUCAUUCAUGUUACUGAUUUGUCUGGAAGGGAAACACUUGUUCGUAUUACUGGUGGGAUGAAGGUGAAAGCUGACAGGGAUGAGUCUUCUCCUUAUGCUGCUAUGCUUGCAGCUCAAGAUGUUUCACAACGAUGCAAGGAACUUGGUAUUACUGCUCUCCACAUUAAGCUCCGUGCUACUGGUGGAAACAAAACCAAGACCCCUGGUCCAGGCGCGCAAUCUGCACUUAGAGCCCUUGCUCGUUCUGGGAUGAAAAUUGGUCGCAUUGAGGAUGUUACCCCAAUCCCAACUGACAGUACUCGCAGAAAGGGAGGACGAAGAGGAAGGAGGCUGUGAAUCAUCCUAUUCGAAAAUAGCCUACAUUGUUGCAUUUCAAUGUGUUGGGUAGUGUAGCUGUUUAAGCCUUUCCCUAUUUUGAACUUUUAGUUUUGAAUUGUCCUUAUGAAUUAUGAAGGUUUGUUUGAAAGAUGCAAUUUUGAUGUUAUUUGAGAUGAAAUACAAAUAUUUAAGUCUUCUGAUCA